Messenger RNA from Aspergillus nomiae NRRL 13137, 540 nucleotides. RefSeq lists its product as uncharacterized. The transcript is spliced from 2 exons. Bases 1 to 540 code for a protein of 179 amino acids. Lineage: Eukaryota; Fungi; Ascomycota; Eurotiomycetes; Eurotiales; Aspergillaceae. The record is from RefSeq and is a predicted model, not a curated record.
AUGUCCUCCGAGCCUAGCACCGAAGAGGUGCCCAACAGCAACUUGACUGAGAGAAACCUUGCUUUACAUAAUACCAUUGAAGAAUCUGAAGAGUCAAGAAACGGUGUCAUGUCGUGGAUAGAGAAAAUCAUAACCGAAGAGCGAAUCCAUCAACACUUCUCUCAGCUCGGGAUGCAACGCUUGAGCGCGCAUGGCCAAGACAAUGUCGACAUCGAACAGGCCAUGGAUCACCUCAGUCAGGUUACCUUUGCCUCGAAUUCCGCGGAAACUCAGAACCAAACCACCGCGAGCCUGAAGCUCUUCGAACAACAGCAGCCAGGAGCUUACCGCGAGACCCCGCUUGAGCGCUUCUUGACCCCGGAUGGAUGCAGCGACCUUAGCUUUUACGCUCGAGAAGCCCUGUCGCAACUGGGUACUGAAUUUGGCGAUAUGGAGGGACAGGAUAAACGCAAAGCGAAAGCCAAGGAAAACAUAGAACUGGUUAUCCGCAACAAGGCGCAGAAAGGAGUGAGAAAGGGGUUAGGUGAUGGAGAAAAGUGA